This is a messenger RNA of Neurospora hispaniola, 582 nucleotides long. RefSeq lists its product as uncharacterized. The transcript has a single exon. Lineage: Eukaryota; Fungi; Ascomycota; Sordariomycetes; Sordariales; Sordariaceae. The record is from RefSeq and is a predicted model, not a curated record. Bases 1 to 582 code for a protein of 193 amino acids.
AUGACCAACCAGCAACCUGAACAGCAUGCUUCGGCAACAUCUGCUAGUGCAACUCGGGGCACCACCACUCUUUCAUCGAAGCCUAACUGCGUGCAACCUUCCGCACUCAUCCAUUUGCAACUCACGAUGCAUGACCUGCCACUUUCAGCCAAGGGACUUUUAAGCUGGAAACUUUUCCUGGCUCCUCCUUAUGGUCUCCUCGAACGAUGGACAAGACACACAACCUACAAACCAACCGAACCUGACAAUUUCCUAUAUACAUGGCCAUGGAACGAUGCAACUCCCACCUUGACACUCGGGUCAGACCAGACAUACGAAACCACCGAGGCGGCGGAAAGGGACACGUACGCUGCUUUGAUGAUACUCCACUCACUGGGAUUUGUCAAAGUCUCAAUGCCUGACUCGAGAAACAUUGCGAUGAGAUGGGGCUAUCCGGACCGUCAGUGGUUGAACAAGACGAUGCCACAAUUGGUGGAGAAACUUGGGAUAAAUUGGGACGAUGUUGGAAUCCCAGAUGUUCGUUGGCUCGAAUAUAUUCAGUGGGAAGCAGUUGGCUCUCGGGCAUCGGAAGCAAGUCGAUGA